CGCAGAGCCGCGGGCGGACGCGCGGGAGCGCCGCGCCGUGGGGUCCGUGGGAACUCAGGUCGCGGCGCAGCCAUGGACGUCGGCGGCAUCCUGGAUGCUGGGCUGGAGGCGGAGCUGGCGGAGGGCGAGCCCGAGGCCAAGAAGAGGAGGCGGCAGUGUGCGGAGUUCGCCGCCGUGGCCAGCUGCGACGCCGCCGUGGCGCAGUGCUACCUGGCCGAGAACGACUGGGAGAUGGAGAGGGCGCUGAACUCCUACUUCGAGCCCCCGGUGGAGGAGAGCGUCCUGAAGGGCUCUCCCGGGAGCCCCCCUAAGCUCGAGUCUGUUGACCUAACUGUUGAAGAAGAGCCGGCUGAACCCAGUAAUUCUGAAGCCUGCUCAUCUGAAAAGAUUCAGCAAGAGGAUGGUAGCACAUUCUCUGUCAUCACCUGGAAUAUUGAUGGAUUAGACGUAAAAAAUCUGCAAGAGAGGGCUCGAGGUGUCUGUUCAUAUUUAGCUUUGUACAACCCAGAUGUGAUAUUUCUACAGGAAGUUAUUCCCCCAUAUUUUAGCUACCUAAAGAAGAGAGCAAAAAAUUAUGAAAUUAUUACAGGUAAUGAACAAGGAUAUUUCACAGUCAUAAUGUUGAAGAAAUCAAGAGUGAAAUUUAAAAGCCAAGAGAUUAUUCCUUUUCCAAAUACACAAAUGAUGAGAAAUCUUCUGUGUGUGCACGUGAAUAUUUUGGGAAAUGAACUUUGCCUUAUGACUUCCCAUUUGGAGAGCACCAGAGGGCAUGCUCCAGAGCGAAUGAAUCAGUUUAAAAUGGUUUUAAAGAAAAUCCAAGAGGCUCCAGAGGCAUCUGCAGUUAUAUUUGCAGGAGAUACAAAUUUAAGGGAUCAGGAGGUUGCCAAAUGUGGUGGUUUACCUGACAACAUUUUGGAUGUCUGGGAGUUUUUGGGCAAACCUAAGCAUUGUCAGUAUACAUGGGAUACACGAAUGAACACUAAUCUUGGAAUAGCUGCUGCUUGUAAGCUUCGUUUCGAUCGAAUAUAUUUCAGAGCAGCCUCAGAAAGUGGCCAUGUUAUUCCCCAAAGCUUGGAUCUCUUAGGGUUGGAAAAACUAGAAUGUGGUCGAUUUCCAAGUGAUCACUGGGGUAUUCUGUGUAAUUUUGAUGUGAUUUUGUAAAAUGCUUUUCAGAUAAGAGUUGUAAAGGUGUUCUGAGUUGUUUUAUACUGGAUUUACAAAUUUCUGCCUGAUUGGAAAACUAGGUAUAAUAUGGAGGAAUUAAUAUACUGGAUCAUAGUAACAUAAAACUGCUAUGGUCUUUUUUUGUCUUUCUUCCCCCCCCCCCCCCCCCUCUUUUUGGGUCACACCCAGUGGUGCACAGAGGUUACUCCUGGCUCAUGCACUCGAGUUACUCCUGGUGGUGCUCGGGGGACCAUAUGGGAUGCUGGGAAUCGAACCUGGGUCCACCACGUGCAAGGCAAACACCCUACCCGCUGUGCUAUUGCUCCAACCCCUAAUACUGCUGGGAUUUUAUUUUGAGGAUUGAUUAUGUCCGAUUUUAGGACCAAAUAUUAGCAUUUAUUUAAAUUAAAGCUUAUCCAUUUAGAAAUAAGGCCUCCUAAUGAAUGUGUGUGUGUGUGUGUGUGUGUUGCUAGGGAUCAAACUAGGGCCUAGCAUGUACUCAGCUGCUAAGCCAUAACUAUGACCUACCAAAGUUGUUCUUAGUCUUUGUUUUUGCAGUCUCGAGGGUCAGACUCAGGUCUCACACCUGCAGAACACGUGCUUUGCUGCAGAGCCACAUCGCCAGACUGUGUCAGCAUUCUUAAAGCUUUACUAGUCCUCAUAGUUGGGGCCCAGGAGAUGGCUCAAGAACACAUGCUUUUAGCAUGCCAGAGUCCUGGUUUAGUCCCCAGCACUUAUGACUUAGUUCAGCACCACCAGGCCUCACUGGGGAUGGCCUCGUAACAAAACAAACUAAACCAGACACCAAAACGUCUUUCUUUUUGGGUCAACACCCAGCGGUUACUCCUGGCUUUGCUUUUAGAAAUUACUCCUGGCAGUUCUCGAGGGGCCAUAUGAAAUGCUGGGAAUCGAAUGUGUGUUGGCCAAAUGCAAGGCAAAUGCUGUACCCACUGUACUAUCGCUCCAGCCCAAUUUUUUUUUUCUUUUUGGGUCACAUCUGGCGAUGCACAGGAGUUACUCCUGGCUCUGCACUUAGGAGUCACUCCUGGCGGUGCUCAGGGGACCAUAUGGGAUGCUGGGAAUCGAACCUGGGUCGGCCGCGUGCAAGGUAAACGCCCUACCUGCUGUGCUAUUGCUUCAACCCCUCCAGCCCAAUUUAAAAAAAAUAUUUUAAAUUUUUUAAGUAAGUCUUUUAAGUAAGUCUUUGAAAGAAGACUUUGAAUCUGGAUUUUUUAGUUAUACUUUACAAAUUUAGGUACUCUUAAGUGAAGAAGUACCCUAAUGAUAAGCAUUUUUUUUUUUUAAUUUGGAUUUGGGCAACACCCAGCAGUUCUCAGGCCUUACUCCAGGCUGUGUCUUCAGGGAUCACUUCUGGUAGGCUCAAGGGACCAUAGGAUGCCGGGCAUUGAACCUGGGUCUGCCACAUGCAGGGCAGGCACCCUAUCUGCUGUACUGUCGCUCCGGCCCCAUAAUCAAACAUUUAAAGAGAUCACCAGACUUAAUUUUUGUUAGCAAACAGUAUGUAAUUGGUAAGCUAUAAAUAAAAUGAUUUAAUAUUCAUAACUGUUAAAGAGACUGUCUGCAUCGCUCUAGCAGAGCUCCCUGCGGCUGAAGACCACCGGAACCUAGCCAUAGCCAUGCUCGAGGCCCCUCUCCACACAUUCGGACAGGCCUCAUGCAUGAAGGUAAAGGCAGAGGAACCCAGGUGUGUGUAAUCCCGUCAACGGCCAACAUCCAGAGACUUAAAAGCAAGCUCCCAGAAGUUUACAUCUUCUAACCUACUUCCCCCUCUGGGAGAAACUGGCAAGCUUCUAUGGAUUUAUUCUAUGCUAAAUCCAGUAACAAGCUGGGUCUCAUUCCCCUGACCCUGAAAGAGCCUCCAGUGCGACAUCGUUGGGAGGGCCAAGUCGAGAGAGACUUCUAAGAUCUCAGGAAAAGGAUGAAUGGAGAGGUUACUGAGCCCACUCGAGAAAUCGACGAUUAACGGGAUUUUGUGAUUCGUGAACUUUUAAAGAUUCAUGUUUAUAGUUAUGUUGCCAGUAGAGGGAAAACUUGGCUUGAUUUUGAUUAAAGUCAGUUUCAUACUGUGCGGGACUUUUGCUAAGACGGCAAAAUAAAUGUUUAGUUUUGCUACUUAGUAAAACGAGUUAUUUUAGAAUAGGUAAACAAAGUGCACUUUCAGUGUAUUUGUUUAUUGGUUUCUUUAUGUUUGUUUGUUUUUGGAUCACAUCCAGUGAUACUCAAGAGUUCCUCCUCGCUCUCCACUCAGGACUCAUGCCCAGCAGUGCUUGGGUGACCAUACGAGAUACCAGAUCGAACCCAGGUGUGCUUUGUGUAAGGCAGAGGCCCUAAAUGCUGAACUAUUGUUUCAGUCCUCAGUGUGCUUGAAAAAAAGAAUGACAUUUAUGGAGGGUCAGAUAGUUUAGCAAAUAGGGCAAUUGUCUUGCAUGCAGCCAACCUGGGUUUGAUGCCUGGCACCAGAUAAUGAUCCCCAAGCCCACCAGGAGUAAUCCCUGAGCACUGCUGGGUCUGACCCAAAACAACAACAAAGAAUAAAUAAAAAAAAACCAACUUUUUUUCAGUGCCAGGGAUAACUUGGUGUGUAGUAGCACUCCUGCCUUGUAGAAUGAGGCAUGACAGUGAGCCAUCUCUUGACACACAACCAAGAGUGUGAACAUUGCAACUAUGGCGCUACCCCAGGGAGCAUCAGACCCGUGCCACUCCUGGUAGGCACCCCAAGUGUGUGCACAGCUGCCCAAAUGGCAUUAGACUCCCAGUGGUCAGCCACGUAGCAGCCAGGGCAAAGGGA
Messenger RNA from Sorex araneus (European shrew), 3973 nucleotides. RefSeq names its product tyrosyl-DNA phosphodiesterase 2 (gene TDP2). The transcript is spliced from 7 exons. The coding region runs from base 73 to 1161 and encodes 362 amino acids. Gene Ontology annotation, molecular function: 5'-tyrosyl-DNA phosphodiesterase activity; protein binding; single-stranded DNA binding. Gene Ontology annotation, cellular component: cytoplasm; PML body. NCBI's taxonomy places the organism in Eukaryota, Metazoa, Chordata, Mammalia, Eulipotyphla, Soricidae. The record is from RefSeq and is a predicted model, not a curated record. Gene Ontology annotation, biological process: double-strand break repair.